This is a messenger RNA of Dothidotthia symphoricarpi CBS 119687, 3750 nucleotides long. Its product is annotated as heme peroxidase. Bases 202 to 3546 code for a protein of 1114 amino acids. The transcript is spliced from 2 exons. Lineage: Eukaryota; Fungi; Ascomycota; Dothideomycetes; Pleosporales; Dothidotthiaceae. Gene Ontology annotation, molecular function: peroxidase activity; oxidoreductase activity, acting on paired donors, with incorporation or reduction of molecular oxygen; monooxygenase activity. The record is from RefSeq and is a predicted model, not a curated record. Gene Ontology annotation, biological process: response to oxidative stress.
GUCACUAUGAUAUUUCCUGUUCGGCAGUUGCGUUAUCUAGUCGGCUUUUCCAUGUGAGAUGGCAGAUUGCGGUUUCUCCCUUCUGAGAUCUCGUUUGUUUAGCGAGGUUUUGCUCCUUCACCUCUCUCAACUUGGCUAGACAGAGAUACCUUCAUCCAGGUGUUGACAAACUUUCCCCAGCAACAACAUCAAUCACCCGCCAUGACCGCAGAGGCAAAAGCGGCGUGGGACGCCCACGUCGACACGCGGACUGGCGUCACACCACCCAAACCAGCUGAAGUUUCUGAGCUGAAUAAACUACGGAAAGCUAUCGGUGGGCCUUUCAAGUCCAUAGCCUCGCUCAUCGGCGCUGCAGCGGCACCAGUGCCUGAUCUGCAGACAGGCGAUGGCUCAAAGAUUGUCCCGGAGGAGAAUACCGCGCUGUACAAGAAGAUCGAGGGCGGUCUCAAGGAUUUCUCUUACCUUGGAGUUGAAAACAUUCAGACCCUGCUGCAGGUACAGAAGGAGAAGAUGACAGGCGAGCUUACGGAUGACAAGACGUAUCUGAUGGAGGGCCUGGUCCGGACUGCGGCCGCCUUGCCGGAUGGCUCGAAGAUGCAGGAGACGGUGACGCAUCAGUUCCUGACGCAGCUUUGGAAUGACUUGCAGCACCCGCCGCAGUCAUAUCUUGGGCCAAAGUUCCAGUACCGAUCGGCUGAUGGCUCGAACAACAGUCUUGUGCACCCCCAGCUUGGUGCUGCGGGCACGCCGUAUGCGAGAACCUGCAAGCCGUCUAUGAUGCAAACUCCUGCAAGGCCGGAUCCGGGCGUUGUCUUCGAUAGCAUCAUGACACGCAAGCAUGCGGAGCUGCACCCAAACCGGGUCUCGAGUAUGCUUUUCUACCUGGCUUCGAUCAUCAUCCACGAUUUAUUCCGCACUAGUCAUGAGGAUUAUUCAGUGUCGAUGACGAGCUCGUAUCUUGAUCUUUCGCCGCUGUACGGAAGUAACCAGAAGGAGCAGGAUAUGAUGAGGACGAGGGUAGACGGGAAGAUCAAGCCUGACUGCUUCUCUGAAGCGAGGCUGUUGUUCUUCCCGCCUGGUGUCGGCGCCUUGCUGAUCAUGUUCAAUCGCUUCCACAACUAUACUGUCGAGAACCUGGCGAGCAUCAACGAGGGGAACCGCUUCGCGAAGCCUGUUGCGCCAAAGGAUGCGAGUGACGAGAAGGCCAGCCAGAAGUACGAGGCCCAGAAGAAAAAGUAUGACGAGGAUCUGUUCCAGACGGGUCGUCUUAUCACCUGCGGUCUUUACGUAAACACCAUUCUCAUCGACUACGUCCGGACGAUCCUCAACCUCAAUCGCACCGACAGCAACUGGCAGCUUAACCCUCGCGCUGAGAUCAAAGGCGUGGCCAUGGGUACUGGUAACCAGGUUGCUGCAGAGUUCAACCUCGUCUACAGAUGGCACUCCUCAGUGUCAGACCGCGACGAGAAAUGGACGCAGGAGAUGUGGGACAGUCUUUUCGGCGAAGGUCGCGAUCCCAAGUCAAUCGGCAAGUACGAGUUCGUUGGAAGAAUGAGCGAGGUCUACUCGAAGACUGAUCCGGAUCCCUCAAAGCGAGAGUUCGCUACUCUUAAGCGGAACGCCGAUGGUACAUUGCCUGAUGACGACCUCGUGGAUAUUCUGACCUCUAGCGUCGAGGACUGCGCCAACUCUUUUGGUCCGAACAGAGUUCCUGCUGUGUUCCGCGCCAUCGAAGUCCUGGGUAUCGAACAGGCACGAUCUUGGAACCUGGGUUCGUUGAACGAGUUCAGGAAGUACUUCCAUCUUGAGCCGCACAAGACGUUUGCAGACAUUACGAGCGAUAAGUAUGUCCAAGAUCAGUUGAAGCAUCUUUACGACCACCCAGACAAGGUUGAGAUCUACCCUGGUCUUGUUGUUGAAGACGCAAAACAACCCAUGGCCCCUGGUUCUGGUCUCACUCCCCCAUACACAACCUCUCGCGCCGUGCUUUCGGAUGCUGUCGCACUCGUGCGAGGUGACAGAUUCUACACUGUCGACUACAAUCCUCGUACACUGACGAACUGGGGAUACAACCUGGUCAAUUCCGACACCAGCAUCGACAACGGUUGUGUGUUCUACAAGCUCUUCUUGCGCGCUUUCCCGCAGCACUUCAAGCAGAACAGCGUGUAUGCACACUACCCACUUACUGUCCCCUCGGCCAUGAAAGAAGCCCUCACAGAUCUCAACAAGGCACACUUGUACGACUAUGAGAAGCCAAAGGCCACUGCCCACCCGCACAUCGUCAGUGAAUACAAGCUCGCCACAGAGAUUAUGGAAAACCAGGACAUGUUCAAGGUGACAUGGGGAAAAGCAAUGGAGUAUAUCAUGGGACCCGCAGCGAAGGACUUCAUGCUCGCAGGCGACGGCCCCAAGAAUGCCGAUUCGCGUGCCAUGGUAUCCAAAGCACUCUACAUCUCCGACUGGGAUAAGCAAGUGCGCACAUACUACGCUGCAAAGACGAAAGAACUGCUCGCUGAAAAGGGUGCCAAGAUUGCAGAUUUCAACCAAGUCGAUAUCAUCCGCGACGUUGGCAACCUCGCACACGUGCACUUUUGCGCAGAGCUCUUCAUGCUGCCACUCAAGACCACAGAACACCCCCACGGCAUCUUCACAGAAGCAGAGCUCUACCUCAUCAUGUCCAGCGUCUUUGCACUGAUCUUCUUCGACGCCGACCCGGCUGGCUCUUUCCCGCUGCACAUCAAAGCCCACCAGGCCACCCAGAUCCUCGGCGACACUGUGCAGAAAAACGUCGAAGCAAUCGCCCACAGCGGCCUCCUCUCCCGCGUCAUGCAAGCCGUCUGGCCCCAAGACUCAGCCCUCAAGAGCUACGGCAUCCACAUGAUCCAGCGACUCCUCGCGUCAGGCAAGAACCCCACCGAGCUCGUCUGGGGCCACAUCCUCGGCACAGCAGGCGGCAUGGUAUCGAACCAAGGCCAGCUUUUCGCCCAAACAAUCGAAUACUACAUCCUCGGCGCAGGCAAACAGCACUGGCCCGCCAUCCAAGCCCUAGCCCAACACGACACCCCCGAAGCCUUCGAGCAGCUCAUGCACUACGCAAUGGAGGGCUCGCGCCUCAACGGCGAAACAGGCGUCCUCCGCGCCGUCGCAAAACCAACAACCCUAUCCGAAGCAGGAAAACCCCUCCCCCUCACCCCAGGCGACACACUCUUCGUCAACCUGCGCGCCGCGUCCCACGACCCCGUCGCGUUCCCCAACCCAGACGCUGUCGACCUCCACCGCCCCCUCGACGCAUACAUCCACCUCGGUCACGGCCCGCACCAGUGCCUUGGCCUGCCCAUGACGCGCGUCGUGCUCACUACGAUGCUGAGGGAGGUUGCGCUGCUGAGGAAUUUGCGCCCGGCGCUGGGCCCGCAGGGCAGGAUUCAUAAGGUUGAGCGCAAGAUGGGGGCUGAUGAGAAGUAUCCGUAUCAUGCGUAUUUGACGGAGAACUGGGAUAUGUUCUUUCCGUUUCCUUGUGCGUUCAAGGUUAAUUGGGAUGAUGAGUAGGUGAGUAGCUGGGAGGGGAUGCAAUGGGAUGGGAUGGAAUGGUAACGGACAAGCAUGGACAUGGAACAUGAGAUACGAGGACAUGAACUACGUCAAACUGGAAAUGAUGCAAAUCCACGGAAGGAGAAGUGCAGGCACACUUCCCCCAAAGUACAUAACUCUCGGUAUCUUAAAAACUCAAUAAGACCUCUUCAUAGGCGGCAC